This is a messenger RNA of Cryptomeria japonica (Japanese cedar), 950 nucleotides long. RefSeq names its product early light-induced protein, chloroplastic. Lineage: Eukaryota; Viridiplantae; Streptophyta; Pinopsida; Cupressales; Cupressaceae. The record is from RefSeq and is a predicted model, not a curated record. The transcript has 3 exons. Bases 106 to 696 code for a protein of 196 amino acids.
AUUAUCAACUACUAAGUUGCAGACGAUCAGUAGCAGUAUCUAGGCCACAUUGAACAAUUUAUAGUUGCAGAGAUAUAUAUCGUAAACUCCUCGAGGGUCUCGUUGAUGGCAGCCAUGUCUUCAAUGAUGUUGAAAUCUCCUGCACUGCCCAAUUGCAGAUCAAUUCAAAGAAGUUCCGUGGGUCACAUUUACAGAGUGCCACUCAAGAGCCUCCGAGUCAAGUGCAUGUCAGAGGCGGAUUCAGAGCCCAAAGAAGCGUCCCCAAUAGCCGACACUGCUUCUCCACCUACUUCGGCAGCGCCCACACAAACUCCAACCAGAAGUUCCACCACACCAGUCCCUCCAAAAAAGGUCAGCACGAAGUUUGGCGACGUGUUCGCAUUCUCAGGGCCAGCGCCAGAGACCAUUAAUGGAAGACUGGCGAUGGUGGGGUUCGUGUCGGCAGUUGCAGUUGAGUUGGCAAGCGGAGAAGACCUGCUGACUCAGCUGAGCAGUGGAGGGGUAUCGUGGUUUGUUUUAAGCGCCGUAUUGUUAUCGGUGGCGUCACUGGUGCCCAUGUUUAAGGGAAUAUCAGCGGAGAACAAAUCGCAGCCAAUAUUUUCGUCGACAGCAGAAAUCUGGAACGGGCGUUUGGCUAUGAUUGGCUUCGUCGCGGUGGCCGUGACGGAAUAUGUGAGGGGUGGUCCUCUUGUAUAAUUGCUUCCUAUCUCCAAAACUCCAAGAGUUUAGGAAUAUGGGAGAAGAAGUCCAUACAUAGGAAGAUCUCGAUACGGUAAUCAGGGAAAACCCCAAAUCUUUAAUCUGAACCCUAAUGCUGCGGGAAAAAUUAAGGUUUUAUUUGGGGAAAUUAAAGAGAAAAAAUGUAAUAUAGAGUGUGUUCUAAUUAUUGGGACAAUGUUUGUAGCUUUGAAAUUUAAUAAAUUUAAAAUAAUAUAUGAUACUAGAGAGAA